This is a messenger RNA of Eubalaena glacialis (North Atlantic right whale), 3193 nucleotides long. It is a transcript of the gene CRB3, whose product is annotated as crumbs cell polarity complex component 3. The coding region runs from base 285 to 656 and encodes 123 amino acids. The record is from RefSeq and is a predicted model, not a curated record. Lineage: Eukaryota; Metazoa; Chordata; Mammalia; Artiodactyla; Balaenidae. The transcript has 5 exons.
CUCAGGUGCACAAGCCGGAAGUGCGCUCACCUCCAAGGUGAGUGACUAAACUUUCCGGGUCACGUGAGCCGGCGGAGCUGGAAGAGUCCGACCGAGCUACUGACCGACGGAUCGAGGGUUCGAGCGAGGAACCGGGAUCGAGACCCUGAGCGGCGGUCGAAGACGCCCGGGCCAGCCCCCAGGUGUGGGGUCGAAGGUACCCCCCCCCACCCCGCCCGAGAUGCGGUAGGAGCGGCGCGCGCGACAAGCCCCGUCCCCGGUGCCACCAGCCCGUCACCCGGCCCAUGGCGAGCCCCGGCCUGGGGCUGCUCUUGGCGCUCGGCCUGCCGCUGCUGCUGACCCGCUGGGGCCGGGUCUGGGGGCAAACACCGGACCCCACUGUAAGUGGGAACAGCACCAUUACACCCUCUGGCCCCAGCCCUGGCUCCAAUGGGGCCCUGUCGCAGGAGGCCACCAUUGCCAUCAUCGUGGUCUUCUCCCUUCUGGCCGCCGUGCUCCUGGCCGUGGGCCUGGUACUUCUGGUGCAGAAGCUUCGGGAGAAGCGGCAGACGGAGGGCACCUACCGGCCCAGCAGUGAGGAGCAGUUCUCCCAUGCAGCCGAGGCCCAGGCUCCCCAGGACUCCAAGGAGACGGUGCGGGGCUGCCUGCCCAUCUAGGUCCCCUUCCUCUACCCAUCACCCUUCCUGGCUGUGUGACCUUGGGGGAAGGCAGAGCCCUCUCUGGGCAAUCAAACACACCCAGCGCUUAAGAAUAGAAGGGAAGAAGGUGCUUCAAAGACUCUGCCCUUGAGGGCAAGGGAGACUGAGGCUGCUUACUUUAUAUAUAUCUAUACAAUGGGUAGUGUGAUGUAAUAAAACCUUUCUGUGGGCUGGUGGGGGCAGGAGGUAGCCUAGAUGGAGGAGACACAUAGGCUGUUGAGAGAUGAAUUGUAAGGUCUCGAGGGUCCUAGGGGCUGGGAGGGCUUCCUGGAAGGGAAAGGCUUUUAGCUGCACCUAAGAGCCAGCCGGAGGCUUCCUCGGGAGGGAAGGUGGGGAGUGGGGUGGGUUUCUGAGCAGAAACAGGGCUCCCAGGUAAACCCACCAGGAAAAACAAGCUUUGGGCUCUUGCAGCUUUAUUGAGGGGCCAGAGUCUCCUCCAGACCCCUGAUUGUUAACCUUCAAAACACUUUUUAAGCUCAGCAACCCUGGGCCGGCUCCUGGCCUGGAGCUCCUCCCAGUUGCUAGCAGGAGGAUCAGGGGGCCUGGGGGCUCCCGGCUCCUCCUGGGGCUGGAGGUGCGUUCGCUCUGGGAGCAGGACCUCCAAAGGCUGGGCUCUGGGGCUCUCUGGGGAACCGGGAUCCGAGAAAGAAUCAAGGACUUGGGAUGCCCAGGUAAUAUCCGAGUUGGGCUUUGUGGGGGUCAGAAGUUGGCGGCUUUCUCGAGGGCUGGGUGCUGUGGAGAGCUGGGAGCAGGGGCUCUCCUGGGCUGUGGGAUCCUCGGUUGCCUCGUGGGGAGGGGAGAGGCAUAGAGGCUGGGGCUCUGUGAGAGAGGAGCUGGGGUCCCCUUUGCUGCUUGGGUCUGCAGAAGCUGUCGAAGACUGGGACGGGGAAAUGAUUUCUGGGCUGGCCUCUGAGGGCAGCUGGGAAGUGGGGUGCUUCGAGGAGCUCGUGGCAUCUGAAGGCUGGGGGGUGUGCAGAGGCGGCAGGCCGACAGAAAGGGACAGGGGCUGGGGCCCUGGUGGUUUCUCGUCAUCUGCUUGCCAUCUUGAUCUUCCUGGUAUGUCGGGCUGGGUGGGGAUGGGGAGAUGGGCACGUUGCUGGCCUUUAAAUGAAGGAGGGGCUGGCAGGUUGGAUGAGCAAAUGGGGAAGGGCUGGGGGGCUCUCACCAGGCUGAGGCAGCUGUCCAGGUCCCCUCUGUGGCAGCAGUCCAAACUCUGGCUUGGCCGCAGGCUGCUGUUCCGGAUGGCUCUCAUGCUCAGACUAUCCAGAAUCUCGCUCAGCAAAUCCAGUUCUUCUCCGGACCCAAGGAAGCUGCCAUCCAGAGCUUCCUCUGCCAACGGUUCCUGGGCAUCCUCAGGGCUCAGAGAGGGUGUCCUGGGUGAGGAUGGGCAGCCUCAGAUAUCUGCCCCAGACCGGCUGCUCUGAAGGGUCUGGAGUUUUGGGGCCCACUUCCCCAUGAGUCCCGGCCCCCCACUUCCAACAUUGCUCCCUCCCUCUGCCUUGGAGUCUUACCCCUCCCCCAGGGACUCAGAAGGUCUCUCUUCCCGCCGGAGUCUCCUGCUGGGGCGAAGGGGCCGGUUCUGCAAAGGACAGAUUUGGGGGCUGGGGCCUCAGGAGCUACAGAAUCAGGGGGUUCUGUGAAGGGGGAGUGGGCACCCCAUUUUUGGGGUAGUCGAGAUGUCUGGCUGGAGACGGGAUGGGAGAAGGACUUGGUGAUAAUUCCAGGUACGUGCGUUGGCGCGGGGGCAGGGCUCUUACCUGUCCAAAGUGUUGGGUGAUAGGCAAGCGCUGCUGCAGACAAUCUGAGCGGCUGGUGAGGGAAGGGGCCCUCAGGGAGCCCCCCCUCUGCAGGCCAGAGUCCCCAUCCUAGGAAGAGGGUGGGUGAGCCAGGAGCCCCUCCCCCCGCUGCCCCACGGCGUUGGCUACUGGCUUUACCUUGUACAUCAGAAGGCUCUGCACACCCUUCAAGCCACUCUUCGCCUACGGAGGAGCCAAAAGAGACUGAGAAUCCAGAGCGAUUUGACCCUGGACAUUUGAGAACUCGGCCCUCCAUCCCCGAGGACAGUUUUGUCUUCCCAUCUGCUCAUGUAUGUCUCAAAAUAUAUUCAAGUUCCCCCGGUACCACCUAAGAAGUCAAUACAAACUUGCCCCUUUGACUAACACAGAAGGAAUAUUACUGGAGGAGAUAACCACCAAAUGAAACAGGAAAUGGCAAAACUAGAACAUCGUAAAAAUGAGUCAGUGUUCAAAAGCCGAGCAAAGAAUAAAAUCCAGCAGACAACUGCGAGCUGUGGAAGUUGGUCCCAGGAAAAUUUUGGGCUUGGGAGAAAAACAAACCACAAGGGCAGAAGCUGGGAUUGUGGUGUCUCAGAAGGACAAAAGAUGUUUGCCAAAGAACCUUGGUUGUCAUUUUUAAAUAGGAAAGACCUGAUGUGACAAAAAUGAAUGAACACAGUCAAUGGAAAAUAAAAGUAGGAAACAUUGUAAAUGGUUUAA